This is a messenger RNA of Bactrocera dorsalis (oriental fruit fly), 16686 nucleotides long. RefSeq lists its product as uncharacterized. The record is from RefSeq and is a predicted model, not a curated record. Gene Ontology annotation, cellular component: cytoplasm. The transcript has 18 exons. Gene Ontology annotation, molecular function: protein binding; guanyl-nucleotide exchange factor activity. NCBI's taxonomy places the organism in Eukaryota, Metazoa, Arthropoda, Insecta, Diptera, Tephritidae. The coding region runs from base 197 to 14575 and encodes 4792 amino acids.
AGAAGUCGCUCAAAGCAAAAAAUACUUUCGCUUUGCCAACCAGUCGUCAUAAAACACGCACCGAAUUGAAAUAACAAAUCAGUGAUAUUAAAAAAUAUUUGGUACAAUGUCACAGCGGCUUGACAGCAUGAGAGUCACUGAUGAAAAUAACUUUCAUUUAGCAUUGCUAUAAUUACGAAAUAAUAUACGAAGGAAAAUGACGUCAGAAACAUAUUUGGAUUUGACCUUUGACCGCAGCGGAAAGAGUGGUAAACGCCCGAUCAGACCAAAAUUGCUGAAACUAACGGAUGUCACGAUGCCACAUCGCAGUCGGAAGAAGACCAAAGUUAAGAGCAAAGACCGGUCGGUGUCCUCAGUACGUGACCGCAUUUACGACGAUCCAGCAUACACAGACGAUAUCAGCCACCUGGCGAACCCACUACGCCGCAACAGCUGUUCGGGUAAAGCGGACGGCAAAACGAAAUCCUUUGCCAGCGGCAAUACGGCGAGCAACUUGACGGCCAGUGGCAGCAGUUCCCUGGGAAAGCGCAGUAAAUUAUCCAAAGAAUUUUUGCAGCAAAAUAAAUUGCGCGAUGGUGGCGCCACAUAUGAGCGCGACGCAUCGAGCAGUUCAGACGAGCCGCUACGUUCGGAGAGUCAAUCCAAAAGCGGCGCAACGGCAAGUGUCGGACGACGUGGACGCAGUCUAGAACGUAGCGCAGCUGCUGCGGCGACCGAGGGCAAGAGUGGCGAGCGAAAACGUGAGAAGCGCGAACGCAGCAAUAAACAGAAAAGCAAUACGACGAGUGUGGAAAACAAUGCACUUCUCACACAACACGCCGAAAUGCAACAAAAACAAGAAAGUUAUAUUGAAACAACAAACAACACGCGCGCGUCAAGCAAUCGGCGGUCGAAAACGCAGUCAGCCGUGAUGACCAAACAGUAUAGCGAUGGCGCUGCAGCCGAUUUACAAUGGGCGGUCGAACAGCAGCAAGCGCGCGAUGAGAUUUCAUCCAUGCACAGCAGUGCGUCUGCGGUGAAGGCUGUUGCAGCAACAAGCGCCGCAGGCGGUGCCAGCUCGAAAAUGCAAAUUGGCAGGCGCUUCUUGCGCGGUGAAAUUGGCAUUAAGAGUUUCAAUUACUACUUGCUCAAGGAGGGUAUUAAGAGCUCGAAGCGCUUUGUGGAGAAGCAGCGCAACUCAUUCACAAGCGGCUUAGCGAGCGCGGCUAGUGGCGGCAAGAAGACGCACUCACGCAGCGAGGAGAAUAUCUAUGAGGAGAUUUUCUUCAAGGACGCGCCACCAUCCGAUGAUGAACAACAGCAGCAACUACAACAAGAACAACAGCAGCCGCCACCGUUACCGCUGCAGCAAAGCAAUAGCGCACAGGCGCAUGCACAUACACAGCUGCAGCAACAACAAACUCCACAAGCGCCACACACACAACACGCACAUCAAGCUAGAGGCGCCGAAACGCCCAUAUCACAGUGCAGCGGCAGCGAGGAGGGUGUCUACGCCGACUGUGAACUCUGCCUGCAGCAAUGCACCAAAGAGAAUUGCGAAUAUUGCUACGCGCAGCAGGCAACGGCUGGCGCGGAUGAGCACGCGCAAAGCGCCAGUAAAAUACAGCGCGAUAUGGCCAAACCGUAUGCGGUCGUGCCAUUACAACAACAACAACAACACACACUCAACAAGCUACCACAACAAUUCGAUGUGCCGGCGCGGCCAUUAAUCACGCAAGCGCCAAGCGCCGCGCCCGCCGACUACAACAGCUCGAGCAGCAACGGCGGCAUGGCGGGCGCGCAACUACCCGCCGCGCACAUACUUGAGUUCCAAUCGUACAAUCCGAAUAAUCCGGGCGUUUACAAAAUAGAGACAACACCGGUGGCCAUUACGGGUGAAUACAAUCCGAUAUUGCAAUUUCAACAGUCCUCACCGUCGACAGGCACCGCAACAACAACAACGCCCAGCAUAGAGCUACAGCCGCUGGGUUUAGCGCAACAUGCGCCGAAUAUGGCGCAUCAACAACAACAGCAACCACAAUUGUUACAACAAGUAAGCUAUCAGCCUGCAGUACAACACCAACAACCACAACAGCAGCAACACUUGAAACAUUCAACCAACAAUUACAUAUUGCAAACGGGCGGCGUUGGUGGCGGCAGCGCGCCAACACAUCACCACUACCAUCAGUCACCGACAGUGGUCCCCAGCAGCGCCGGCAUACUCAUAACACAGCAGCGCGCACGCGGCCAUCGUAUGGGCAGUCACCAACACCAACAGCAACACUCACAUUAUAUGCUCACUUAUCAACCGCCCGCAAUGGCCGCAGGACCGCCCAUCUCCGGUGGCGGUGGCAUGCAACGCAUGAACACCAAAUCAUCGUCGUCCAGCGAUUCGUUACAACAGCAUCAACACUUGCAUAAAUACAACACCAUGUCACGCCUCGAGGCGCAACAAGUGCUGUUGGGCGAUCCUUUCUAUGGCGGCGCCACUGUUGGACCGACGCAUUCGCUCAUGUUUGCCGCCAGCCGCCCCAUAGGCGGCUCACAAAUACUCGUCGAUUCGUAUGAAUUGCCGCAAAUGUACAAAAGCGAUUCGCGCGCUUCCAUACUGAGCGAGUACUCGUUGCGCAGCAGCGACAAUUCGCAUCGCUAUAAUCGCUUUCGUUACGCAGGCGGCGGCGGUGGCAGUUUUAGCGGCGUCGCUGGCGGUGGCGGGCAGGUGAGCGACUCCAGUCUGGGUGACUCGCUGUUUUCCUGCACCUCCGCGCAGCGUCGCUACUUUGGCAGUUCGGAGAGUUGCCGCUUUGGUUUCGAGUGUCGGCGCUGCAGCUUGGAUGGCGGCGAGAAGUGUAGCUUCUCCGACACGUGUCGCUAUGAGUGCCGCAACUGUGAUUGCUCCUCCAGCUACUUCUCCUCGGACUUCGAUGAUAUGUAUGGCAGUGUAGCGGGCGCUGGUGGUUCGGCAGCCGCUUUAGCCGCACAACGCAGCAGCGGCAUACCGCGCAAGACGGCGGCGGGCACACUUCCGCCAAGCGCUGGCAACGCGGAGUACGAGCGCAAGCAGGAACAACUCGACUUGAAGCAGAACAAGUAUGCGCAGGAUUUCUUUAAGCAUGUGAAUGAUGUGAAGCGCAGCAUCUAUCAAUCGGAAAUGCAGCGCAAUGCAAGCGGCGCCGCCGAGUACGCAGUCAGCAGCAAAUUUGAAAGCAAUCGCGCUAAAGCUGCUGAGCGCGGCGCUAACGUGCAAGCGCCAGAAAGCAGUCCACGUCGCUACGUCGCCAAAGAUGCGCCGCAAAUAACUACACUACCGUUGACCAAAGAGCGUUUGCGCACAGCGCGCGUCACAGCUGGCACGCACACCGACAGCUCGACUACGCCCACACCAGCGCCUCGCACAAGUCUACAGCAGACGCUACCACAGCCAACACAACGCGCGUCGCGCCACACAGCGGCCGCAACUGCUUACGAGCGCCACAGCGAAUAUCCUUCAUUGGAUCGGCUGGUGGCAAGCGCGACGGGCGCCAUACCAAAAGCAACAACUGUGUGCUUGCAAAGCGCUGGCGGCGCUAAGCACAAAAGUAAUGCAACCAACACAUUGCCAACAGCAAACAGUGAUAUUAAUAGCAAUAGUGAUCAACCGCCGCGCCAUAGUCCACGUCACAGUCCAAAGCAUUUGAAAAUUACCGAUCGCCCACUCGGUUUGUCUGCCGCCUACGUACAAACCGCCGAUGGUGACACGGUCAAGGCCAGCGCGCGCAACACACGUGUCGCCGCUGAGGCGCUUACUAAUAACAACAAUAAUAACAACAUAACUGUAGCAUUAGCCGAUGCCAAUCACAAUGAAGCGCCCGCAGCCGCUUUAUUAGGCGCCAGCACAGCGGGUAGUGCAGUUAGUGCCGGCGGCGGCGGCUCAAUGAAGCGUGAACCACGUUAUCUAAGCGUCGAGCACAAUACCGGAAGCGCACCUGCCGUGCAUACCAGCAAGCGCCACCACCGCAGCUCAUCCGCCUCCAAGCAGUCAUCAUUGUCCGUGACGCGCCGUAGCAAGGACAUACCGGCGCCACCGCCGCCAUCGCCGGCCACCUACUCAGACCUGCAGGAGCUGAAGGUGAACAUUGAGAACGCGCAGCAGCCAAAGCAACUGGAUGAGGUUGAGUUGAAAAAGUGCUCUGCCGAAAGACGCAAGAAGAAGCAUGCCAAAGCAGAUGGCGAAGCAGCCGAAAGUCAGUCGAAAAGGGAAAAAGAAAAAGAUACACAGCGCCAGCUGUCACUGCAAAUAACUAAGGACGCGCAGUUAAGUCCAACCAAAAGUGGCAAACACGACACAGAUAAGGCGGCAAAGUUAAGACUUCCAGCAACAACACCAAUAAAAAAUGCUGACAGCUCUUUGCGUCAGGAUUUAUGUGAGCGCCCAGCUGCUGCAUUGCUGGCGGCCGCAAAAUCAUCUGUGGCUACUGCGGUGGCUGUGGCAGGUGCUAAUUGCAUGCCAGAUGCCGCAACGAAACUGCAACAGCAACAGCAACAACAACAGCAACAGCAACAUCUUCAAGAGCGCACACAUGACAAGCUGAACAAUGCAAAUUACAAUAGCAAGCAUGCCUCAGAGGCAGUCAAGCAACUGGAAAUGUGCAACAACGCACAUGCCACAGAUGAUGAUGAUGUCUUUUAUGAUGCGCGCAGCGAGGAUUCCGGUGGCACGGUGUCGAGCAGCUUGCUGCGCCGCCAAAAAGCAACAGCAGCGACGUCGACGGCAGUCAGUAGCGGCAGCGAGCGACGCGGCAAGGCAACAACGAGCCCUGAAUUCAACCGGGAGCAACAGAACAAAGCAGAAGAAGAAGAAGCAGCAGCGCCAGGAGAAGAGCCAUCACAUGAACACAUAGCCAGCGGCAGCGACAUUAAAUUGGACACGGACAAUGCUGGCGCAGUGCAGUCGGUCGCUGCGAAUGACGAGGCCAACGCGACCACAGUACAAACGAAAUCCAAGGACACGCUGGCGGCUAACAGCGAGAGCAUCAAAAGUGAACGAACGAAAAGCGCAACGAGCAAAAUCAACAGCAACAACAAGACGACGACGACCAGCAGUGAAGCUGCCAAAAGUGCAGCAACACAAGCUGAAGCAACGAAUGUGACAAAUGUUGCUGCAGCCGGAGCAACAGGGUACUCGGCGAUGGCAUUGAACCUGGGCGACGAGGCAAAUGCAGAAAAUGCGGCAACCUCGGCAACUACAACACAGCCAGGCAGUAGUGAGCAACACAAAAAUGUAGGCGGCAGUGGCGCCUUGGAAGGUGGCAGCACCGGCAGCGGUCACCACAGUCGGCGAGAGAAGAAACGACGCGCCGCCACCAGCAGCAGCAGCCGAGAAUCGUCCAGCAGACAACAUAAAGCAGCAACCACCAUUCCGGCAAUGACUAUAAGUUGCGAUACAUGUUGCCAGAUGGAAUGUGAGCAAUACCAACAGCAACAACAACAACAUCAAACACUGCAGUACUCACAGCCCAGCCGCCGCCAUGAGUCGCGUGCCGAAACGAAAACCAAAACAAGCAAAGCCGAAAGAGCGAACAAAAUAAAAGACGAAAAGUGGAGAGAGCGCGCCGUGGCAACAACAAAAGCUAGCGCUAAUGAGCAAGCAACAAUUGCGCCAACAACAGCGCCAGCGUUGAGUACGGGCACAAGCGUGCCAGCUGGGAAAGAGCGGGCAGACUCGCCGCUGUCGUCGUCGUCGCCGACAUGCGCAACAGCUAUGUUGACACGCGCGAGAGUCGAAGUACAAGAUACACAGCCAACUGUAGUGGAGCCGCUGCAGUUGCCUGCCAUGGCAACAACAACAACAGUAAACACCACAAUUACAACAACUUGUACAGACAUGAUGCAGGCAAAGGCAGUACUAGUCGAGCGAAUUGGCGCGCAAAGUGACAACAGCGAACGCAACACUGAGCCACACACGCAACAUGUUGCUGAACAUGUUGCUAACAACGCUGUUACGCAGAAUGUAGCUAACAGCGCUGCUGCCAACGAACAGUCUGUUAGCAAGUGCGUAGCAGACGAGGAACUCUCGGAGGUAUCCAGCGCAACAACAACAACAGCUACAACAACAAACGCCACCAUCAUUAUAACGCCAGCUGAAGCCACAGCAGCAACAACAACAAUGGCGGAGAGCAUUGCCGCUUUAGUGGAGGCUGUAGACACGGGCGACGCCACAGUGGCCGCCAAACUGUUAACAGCUUCACCAGCAGCGCCAGCAACAUUAACGCCAACGCCAACGCUGGCAGUGACGUCAACAGCGCCAGUUGGCGAAGCCAUCACCGCAACAACUUCGCCAUGCACCAGUGCGGCCAACUCGACGGUCAGUUGUAUUUCGGAUAUCGCAGGUGUCACUACGCCUUCGUACAGCUCCGUGAAUCUGCCUACAAUAACCACAACAGCACAUUCAUCACUGGACUCGGAUCAACCAACUCCGCAACUCAAAGCGCCACGCGAUCAAGGUAAACGACCACCGCUCUACCGACAGGACUACUCCACCUGCGUGGACUCGAGCGAAGCGCAGUCGGACGAUAGUCACCUAACGCGCGACUCUGUAACACGCGAAUCACAGAACGACGAACUCUCCUCCUCGACACACGACAAACUUGACGUCAGCACACUACCGCUACCCGCGUUACCGCCCAAAAAGCGACGUACACGCUUGCGCGCCAGUCCAUCGCGCCAUCAUAGCGGCAGCAGCAGUCGUCGUGGUUACGAGCAUGACACGGCUGCUGUUGGCGGCAACGACGAACAGCGACACAGCAACAUAACAACUGGUGCGCUAAACCUGAAAGUAGCCAACAACGCGUCUGCUGGUGCUGGCAGUGGUAGUGGCGGCAGUUGUGGCGAAGCCACACCACAUCUCUCCGCCUUUCAACAGUACGUGGCGAAGCGUCGCGAAAGUCUCGAGGCAUCAACGCGCAGCUUCAACGAAAAACUGGAAGCGCGUAGAAUGCAUUACCACAUGGGUGGUGGUGGCGGUAGCGCAACGGUAGGUGGACCCGCGGCCGGCGGUGGCACUCACAUGCCCACCUAUCUGUUUGGUGAACAUUAUUAUGGUGUGCCCGCCAAAGUGACGGGCGCGCGCAAGUCGACACAUGGCAAUAAAGAGGAGAUCUUUCUCAACAAAUCCGGCUGGGUGCAGGUGAACACAAAGCGUAAUAGCGAAGAAAAUCGCGGUGGCGUUGGUGGUGGCGCUGGAUAUCGUAACGCCAGCUAUGCGCAUCAAAAUGGCGGUAGUGUUGAUGGUGAGCGUGAACGCGAGCGCGAACGUGACCUACGGCGUACAGUGCGCGUCAUACAAAUCGAUAAUACGCGACGUUCGGAUAGAGCGCGUCAAGCGCUACAGCAACAGCAACAAUAUUCGCUUGAUCCAGCCUUCAGUAUGGGUAAAUAUCCGGCCAGCAAAGUGGAGGAGCUGAUACAGCGCAAUCAAGCGCGCGCGGCCAACGCAGGCGGUCCGGUGUUUGUGACAACGCGCGACAAUGCUUUGCGUCCAGGCUAUCGAAUCGUCGAUCCGCAGCUGGCUAGCAUACUCAAUGAACGUCCCGGUUUCCUGCCAGUGCGCAAUUUACACGAUGCCGACUCCCCACCGCCCAUUACGCCCAUCCUCUCGCCACCGCCCGCUUUCCAAGAUAGCAGUAAAUCGAAAUAUGUUGACCGUCGUAAAACCAUACCGAUACGUCAACAUCAAUCAGCGUUGACCGCUAACAAUUUACUCGUCUCGAAUGUGAGUAACGGCAGCGCCGGCAAGGGUAUGGUGUUCUCACGCAGCUUUGAGUAUGAUGCGCGUCGCAAUGUGCCAGCCGACACUUAUGUGGAAACAUUUUCGCGCAGUUUCGAUGGUAAUCUGUCGGAGCGUCCACCACUGCAGCGCGAACGUUCGCCGAACUUCAGCACGCUUACCGGCAAUUCACCCAACUAUUUGACAAAGAAAGAUUCGGGCGGCGGCAGCAGCGGUAGUUUACGUAGCCGUGAUAAUUCGCCAAAAUAUCAGCAUCCACAAACCACUGCCUAUUUGAACGCGUCCAUAAAGGAGGCGCCGCCCGCCUACAGUUUGGCUAGCGCGAAUGCGAAUGCGGGCGCCAGCAGUCGUUUUUCACCGCGUUCGCGUCAUGAGCGUUCGUUCGAGCGCUCGAAGAGCCACAAUGUGUUGGUGCGCUCGCGAAAGUCACAGUUCAGUCGCGGUUCUAGCGGUGGCGCAAUUAUGGGCAGUCAGCAACAGCCAAUGGUCAGCGUGGGUAUGUCACGUUUUCGCAGUUUCGACACGACGGCGAGUCAGCGACUGAACUCAUGCGAUAGUGGCGCGAGAUCAGAUCUCUCCAACGACGAAUUGGAUUGCGAUGACGACGAAGGUUCGAAUGAAUUCCUCACCGCCAAUUAUCAUCACAGCAUAUCACCAUUGAAAACGCAACGACAACGUUCGCUAACGCCCGAACGUAACGAAUCGCAUAGCUCAUCGAGUAGCAUACGAAAGCAACGAUCGCUAACACCCGAAUCGCGGUCACUUACGCCAGAGGAUCGACGCCGCAAAGGCGGUUCACAAGCAUCGUUAAUGGGUUCACGACAGAAUUCGAGUUCACGCAGUAAUACGCUCGAACGUAAACAGCGUUUAACUGAAGGUCAACCCGCAACGAAUAUAUCACGUAGCUCGUCAAGUUCAAGUUACAGUGGCGGUGGCGGUGGUGUUGUAAGCGCUGAACAACUUGAUGGCGGAGUUAUUAAUGUCAGUGCUGCAGUUGGCAGUGUUACUGGCAUGCCGAAUACCGCUUUGGUGGGAGGUACUGUAGUCAAUACAGGUAUGGUGGCUUUGACCGGUAGUGGUGGACGUUCGCAGCAUCGACGCUCGCUGGGGCGGAAUGCCAAGCAGGUGGAUGAGCAUCGUAUACGACGUUCGAGGUCUCUACAGCUCAGCGAACGUUCACCGAACCGUUCGCACAAAGUUAUCGUGUCUAUGGGACAAUCACAAGGGCCCGCCGUUACUUAUCACACACCAAACGCGCAGCCCACCUACCAACAAGCCGGGGUACGGAUCAGCAACGGAAACGCCAUGCCCGCGCGUCCACCCAUACGCACCAGCAGCAAAUCGCAGUCGCUACUACUGACCGGCAACAAUACGAGUGCCGGACGAACACGGAAUAAUGAUAUCGAUAAAAGUCGCUCCUUCGAUUUCGACUACUGCAAUUACAGCACACAAGUGGCGCUUAAAGGACACAGUCACGCCGUGAGCGGCGGCGGCGGCAGCAACAACCCGAACGUGCCGCUCCGCUUGGACUUCGACAAGAGUCGCUCUUUCGACGAAGACUACCGUGAACCAUUGAAUGCGAUCAGCAAUAAUUUAGCCACCACCAAUGGCAGCGGCAUGCGUUAUCUGCAAGCAAUCGCCGACCCCGGCAUGGGUGGCAGCACUGGCAGCAAUAAUAAUAAUCGGAGCAGUCGCUUACGACGCUCUUCACCCGUCGGCACGGGUAGUGGUGAACGCAACUCACGUUCACCACAAUCGUCGGGUUCAUCAUGCAACAAUCUCAAUAUACCACGACAAUCGACGAGUCCGCAAAAUUACGGCACACGCCUAUGUGAUCACGAGCUCACCUACGAUAUGUUGCGUAAAUCACUCGAUCGUUCACCGAUUAUGGAUUUUCGACGCGGCGAUAGUGGUGAAUAUGAUUUGCCGCCAGCGUUGUUACGUAAUCGCGAAACGAUCAACAGCGGUGGCAAUAGCGAAUUGAAUUUCUUCAAUAACGAUCAUAUCUACGAACAGCCGACCACAAGCAAAGCUUCGGUGAGUGCAACAGGCAGCUCGUUGAAGCAGCAACGUUCACUCGGCCACACACACAGUCCCAGCGAGUCACAGUACUCGCUGGAGCGUCAACACUCCAACACACCGGGACGUGAGAGCCAGCUGACACCGGAGAGCGCAAGCGGUGCUGGCGAUUACCGUGGCGAGCAUAUCUAUCGGCAUCCGCAUACGCGCGAAUCGUCGCGAGAGAGCGCUGCACGCAGCGGUGGCAGCAGUCGCAACAGUCAAAAACUUACCAACGCGAAAACGCCCACAGCAAGUAUGUCAACAUCAAGACCAAUUACAACAACAGCUGUCAGGUGCAAUAAAAAUCCUUUAAAACGUCAAGAGGCAGUAUUAAAGUCGCAAACCACUUGCUCAUUUUGGCCACAUUGCGGCGCUUGCAAUCCGAAUGCGACGCCCCACACCCAACACGACGCUGCCGCCUACGCCAAACGUCAAAUGUCAUUGCAGGAACAAAAACAAUUGACAAUGAAUUGUCAACGCGCAGCUGAAGUGGAUGUGCCACUACGUCGCUAUCACUCCGCACACGCGUCUACCAGUACGGCCGCCGAGACAAUGUCGCAAAUGAGAAGAAGUGGGCGUGAAACGCAAAAAUCACCAUAUCCACCACACUUCAAGCGGCGCAAUUCCAACAUUUCCACUGUCAGUGUCAAUUCUAAUGUCAACGUGGCGGGAGAGGAGCACAAAAAUAACGGUACAUUGGCAGGUGUCACCCGUAGUAAAACGCAGUGGACACUUUUAUGUAGCGGCGCUACACUUAUGGAUUGUAUAGAAGAAACGCAUGCGAAGCCAACAAGACCUAUCGCAGAUAGCAACAACACCACUAAACGUCGACUAACAAUGAAGUCGGCUACCACCGACGCCGGCUCAAGUAAAAAUGACACUUUGACAAGUCGUGCUGCGGCGUCGUUUGCUGUCAAAUCAGCCAGCUUACCGUUACCUGGUACCUCGUCGAUAUUUUUAGGCGAAUGUGAGAUGCCAAUAACGCGCGAACGCGAAACAUUCAAACGAUACAAUCAAGACGGCGAAGUACGCGAACGUGUAAGGGAAGUGGUAGGCGAAUGGGUGUGGAAACGCGCGUCCGAUAAUGCUCGGCAACCCAUUCGUCGUGCCGCUGCCAGUGUCGACGACUACCGAACGAUAAGAGAUAAACGAAACAACGAAUACAUCGAUUACAACGCGAUGCAAUACAGAAGCCAGUCCGAGGAUGUAGGACUCUAUGGCGGCAACAUGGUGGCAAAUGCUUAUAAAACUAACAAAUCUAGACCAGCUGCAGUUAAAGUAAUGGCAACAACAACAACAUCGACAACAAAAACCGCAACAUCAACAUCAGUAUUUGGCAAACAUGCAAAACCAAUGCCAACAAGAACAACCAGCACAACUGCAACGUGCGGCAUGCCACAUUUGAGAGAACGCUAUUGGCGCAGCAGCUCACUGCCGAAUAUAUGGUUACCGAGUCACGGUUCACCCAGAGCCAAAAAUCCCAUUGCAUUACCAACAGUUAAUGAUGUGAAAAGCAGUUAUGCGCCGAAUUUGACCCACCAAAUGCGGGCCGUCUCGAGCCCUUCCCUCACGGAUGCUCUACAGGAGGAGCUCAACUACGCUUCCGUUGGUCCUGCUGCCGCUCCAUCCGUAUUUAACACGCAUACACAAGAUUCCGGUGCCUCCGGUGAGUCCACACCGACAAUGGUCACGGCAGCAACAAAUAACCAAAGCAACAGCAGCAGUACCAGCAAUAGUAAUAACAACAGCGCCCGACCAUUAGGCAGCCUGCCGAGUAGUCAAAGUGUAGGUGUGUUGCAGAAAUUCAAACGCACGCUCACCAAUUUCAAUAAGCCGGCGCAGCAGCAGCAACAACAACAGCAGCACCAAUCGCAACAUAUAACAAGCAGCAAUAGCACACAAGCGCUUGUCAUGAGCAACUCAACGUCGUCUACAAGCGCCACCAUAACGGGUGGUGGUAGUGUCGGUGGCAUCAAUGCAAUUGCGAGUGAAAAUCAAUCCGAUCAAUCGACGGCGAAUGUCGCGCUCGAGGGUACAGCGGGCAAAUACCGUUUUGGGCCGCUAAUAUGGCGCUCAUCGAAGGAGCGUCGCAAGACGAAGUACAAUCGUCGUGAUAAGUGCAAUAGCGGUGACUCGGGCAUACAAAUCGAGCUGGACAAUGAUGAGCAAUUCUCGCGCAUUAUGCUGCCGGCGAAUUGUAUUGGCGGUGGUGGGGGUGUUGUUGGUGGUGUCAGUGCGGCAACUUCGAGUGCAACGGCCUCGGCGACAUCGGCACAACGCAUUGCAAAUGAGAAGGUCACGCAGAAAAUGCGCACUGUGCGACGCGCCAACUCAGCCAAAGCCACCAGCAUGACAGAUCAGUCGGCAACGGCAGCACUCAAUGCCAAAGCAAAGAUACUCAAACGCAUGGAAAUGUACGGCGGCAGCAUGGAACGCGAGGCGCCCGAAUCGCUACCGGCACGCUCGCUAAGUCAACCCAACGGCUUGGAUACGUGCGGCAUUGGCCGAACAACUGGCGAUAUGGAAGACAGUGAUAGCGACAGCGUAACCUCACAUGAAGAAGCGCCUAACUACUAUCCGAUUUACGCUGAAGUGCUGUACAGCUUCACGGCAGCCGGUCCCCAGGAGCUCGGUCUCGAACGUGGCACACUAAUCGAAGUGCUGCGCAAAGAGGUCGGUCCCUGGUGGUUUGGACGCAUACGCAAAGAUGAUAAUAAUACGCUAGUCGAAGAGAUACUCGACCCCGAACUCGGUUGGUUCCCCAAGGAGUUCGUGCGCGUCAUACAGUGUCCCAAAACGGAUGUGUUCUUCCUUUCGCAAAUGUCGACAAAUGCCCCAACAGCGGUACAACACCAACAAGCGCUAACAACAAAAAGUGGCAGUUUUAGAAAAUUUACAAAAGCAAAUGCAGCAGUCACAACAACAACGCCAGCAGACUCGACCACCACAACAACACCGCAAUCAUCAACAGUCACAAUGACUGCCGUCGCCACGGCUGACUCCACAGUCGACUUGGAUGCGACCAUUGUAGAUGAGAAUAAUGUGACGACCAUUGUGAUUGAAUCGCCCUCGUACGCGAACCUCGCCAAUGCGCCCAGCAAUGACAACAGCAGUCACGCGCCACUCAGCGUUAGCGGGGGUAGUGGCGUCGCAGCAGACUCUUCAAAUCCCUCAAAUGCGUUGGCUCCAUCGCGCAGCAUUAAUGUGAUACUCGACAGCGCCGAUAUGCUGCGUCGCAGCGCGGUCAAAGAGUUGCUCGACACCGAGGUUAACUAUGUCAAGCUGUUGGCCGCCAUUUGUGAGGGGUAUUUGCCGGCAAUGAGCAAGCGUAUCGACAUAUUUUCGCCGAACAGCAUUCGUUUGAUUUUCUCAAACAUCACGGCGAUCUACAAGUUUCAGCGUAAAUUUCUCGAGGCCUUGAGAAAGGGCAUCGAACAGAAUCAAGUGGCUAAAGUUUUCUUGAAAAUGCACAAGAGUUUUCUCUGCUACUCGACCUAUUGCAAUGCAUACCCACGUGCACUGAUAGAAUUGGAGACUUACGAUCGCAUCAAGGAUGCUAGAACUAUUUUAGACAAUUGCCGCGAAUCGGAGAACCUUGCUGAGCUCCCACUCUCCGCACAUCUCUUGGCACCCGUACAGCGUAUCUGUCGCUAUCCGCUACAUCUCAGUGAAAUACUCAAGGGCGCAACCAAAUGUGGCGAAAUGUCUGAUCACGAACUGGGCGAGUACGAGCAAAUAGAUGUCAGUCAAUUGGAUAUACCCGAUACAUAUGAGAAAAUCGAUCUAGCAUUGGAGGCAAUGCGCGGCAUAACAGAGGCGGUGAAUGAAGGCAAACGACAUAGCGAAACAAUUGCGCGCCACCAGGCCAGUUUCCAGAACUUCAAGGGCCCACCACUGCACUUGCACAGCACACGCUUCUUUCUGCAAAUCGACGCCACGCGUCAAAAGCAAAAUCUCUGGAACAGCAGCUGCACGCUCUUCCUCUUCGACAACCAGCUGAUCUACUGCAAACGUGACAUCAUCAAACGCAGUCACUUCAUUUACAAGGGACGCAUCUUUCUCGACCGCUGUCGCGUAGUAAACGUGCGUGACGGCAAAAUGUUCGGCCACAAUAUACGCAACUCGCUGCGCAUCUACUGUGAGGCGCGUGACAAGUGGUUCGAUUUCAGCUUCCGCUCGGCUAAUCGCAAGCAUCGCUUCCUCAGCACGUUGGCAUUGGAGCGGCAAUUUGGCGGCAAGGCUUUCUAUGUCUCCGAAAUGACCGGUUUCGAGUACGCCUACGAUGAGCGCGACUACUCGGAUCAAUCCGACUACGAGUUGCCCGAAUGCGAAAACAGUAACAGCAGCGGUGGUGGCAAUAGCGCUGCUGCCGGAGUAGGAGCUAACGCUGGUUUGUCUGGCGCAACGCGUCACUGGUCAAUGGCGGAUGUGAGCACGGCUAAUGCAGGCGGCGCUUCGGCAACCAGCGGUGAUAGUUCGGUACCGGAAUCGCCGGUCAAACACAAGUAUAGCGACACUUUGCCAAAGAAAUCGCAAACACGUGACGCCUUUGGCGGCAGCGGCACCGUCAACGAAAGUCAGACGGGCUCACUGGGACGCCGACGUUUGGGUAAUUGGUUCCGCAAGCCGAAGAGCAGUAAUUCAACGCCGAAUCACUCGCCCACGCACAAGGCCAGCGAGCUGACGGCGGGUCUAGUGGGUGGCAGUGAGAAUAAUAUAUCGAUUAAUUUGGGUAGCGGUAAUUAUAUAUCGUCGGGCUCGUCGGCGUGAAUGCUCGGCUGUGAGUCAACAACACUUUUGUAGCAUUAAAAAGAAAAAAUUUAAAUGAAUCUCUCAUGAAAUACUUAAGCACUCGUGUCACAGCGUAACACGAAGCGCACAUUUUACGACACACAUUCAUGCAUAUUAUUGUUAUAUAACAAGAAAUGCAAAUAUUAAACGGUAUUGCAAGCAUAACUUGCGUACACACUGUGCAACUAUGUAUUUGCUCUGUAAAAGUCAAUUAUGUAUGCAAAUACAGGUGAUUGCUUUUGUUAUUGUUUAAAUAUUUUAUAAAAAAAAAUUAAAAAACAAAUACUGCUAAAAACGAAGUGAUUUUAUUACAAGACACAAGCAGCGCGAAAUUUCAACAAAAGUGUGGUGGUGAUUUUCGAAAAUAUUACAAUAAAAAAUUAAAAAAAAAAAUUAAUAUUGAAAAAUUAUAUGACAUCAAUGCAACAAAUAGUCAGUUCAUGUAAUAGUCAUUGCAAAAAACUUAAAACAAUAUAUUAAAAUUGUUUGUGUAUAGGUUUCGUUGUGUAGUGGUCACAUGCGUAUGGACGUAUACUGUAUAAGUGAAAAUUCUUAAAUAUUGUGCUGAAUACUUCAAAGCAUUGGUAGAGUAAAUUUUACAAAUUUUCUAAAUGUACAACACUUUUAUGCCAAACUGUACUCUACUACCCCACGUUUUUCUAUAUAAAAUUUAAAUUUGAAAAAAAAAAAUUAGCGAAAAUUAAUGACAUUGAAAAAUGAGUGUUAACAUGAAAAAGCAAUUGUUUAGCGUGAAUAUAAAAAACGUUUAUUGUUUAAAUAGAAGUAGAAAUGUAAGUGCACACACACAUACAUAUAUUUAGUAUAUACAUAGAUAUAUAUACAAAUAUGCAAUAAAGCAGUGCACACAUACACAUGCCAAACAAGAAAACCAUAGUUACAGUUAUGCAUUAUGAAAAAUUAUUGCAGAAAAAUAUUAAAAUAAAAAUUAAAAAAAUAUGAAAAUAAAAAUAAAAAUAAAAACAACAACUCAACAACAGUUACAACGCCGAUGCGAACUGUCUUUAAAUUUGUUUAAAAUUAAAAUUCGUUAUUAAAAAUGUUUAAUUAAAGGAAAAAAUAAUAAAAAAAUAAAAAUGCUCUGCGUUUAAAGCCAAACAUUAUUUUAUGAGAAUAUUUUAUAAAUAAAUUUAUAUUUUAUAAAACAAAAAAUGCAAAUGUUUUAUAAAAUAUUGUAAAUACAAGAAAUCAAAGCUGUUUACAUAGAAGAAAGCGUUGUUUGUAUAUUAACUUAAGUGUAAGUUAUGCAUACGUAUACACAUACAAAUGUAAUAGUUAUUGUUAAAACAAAAAUUAUUAAAAUUAAAAAAAAAUAAAAUAAAAAUAAAAAAUUAAGAAUUAGAAAUUAAAAAUUAAAAUAAAAAAUAAUACAAAAACUAAAAUUAAAAUAAAAAUAAAUUCUAAAAUUCAAAAAUUAAAAAAUAUUAACUAUAAAAAAAAAUAAAAAAUUAAAAAAGAAGCAAAUAAUUGAAAAAUAAAAUAUUAAAAAUAAGAAAUUUAAAUAAAAAAAAAUAAUAAUUAAAAAAUAAAAAUAUAAAAUAUUAAAAAUUAGUAACUUAAAAUGAAAAAAAUUAAUAAUUAAAAAAUAAAAAUUAUAAUUAAAAAAUAAAAAACUAAAAAACAAAAAUUAAUAAUUAUACCAACUAUACUCGAACCAAUUUCGAAAACUAGAAAGUCUGUAACUCUAAGAAUAACAAACAACCAAUUAAUACACAUUAUUAUUAUUUAUUUAUUAUUUUAUGUAAAAUUAAUUAUUUAACAAUUUGCUGUUGUAUUUGUAUUAAUUUUUAAGUUUUUGCUUAAGUUAAGUUGCUUAUUAAUAAAAAUUAAAAAUCAUAUACUCAUACAAUAAAAAAAGACUUUUAUUUGUGCAAAAAAGAAAAAGAAAUUAAUUUAAUUAUGGGAAAAAAUUAUUUUUUAAUAAAUUAGCUUUUCAAGCAUAUUUUCCAAAUUACAAACGGUCUAAAACAGUACUACUAUAGCCACUAGUGAACUUGAUGAGGGCAGAAUUGAAGUCUAGCUAUUAGCAAACAGCACAAACAGCAGCAAUAUACAUACAAACAAAUAGCAAA